AUGACUACCAAUGAAGAUGUACGUUGGGAGUCUAGACUUACUUACUUCGAACUCAAUGAAGCAUGGUGUUUGGUUGAUUUCUUAAACUGGAGUAUAGCGUACGCAAAUAGUUUCGGAAGUAAACAAGAUGAACACCUUUUAUAUAAAAUUUGUUUAGAGAAAAUUAGUCUCAACCCGCAACUACUAAAGUCUUGUAGCAGUGAACUCGUAAAAAAGCUGGUCUCGAACUGUAUUAAUUCAUUUUCGAAGGAUAUAAAAUCGUCUGAAGUCAAAAAGUUCUGGGACAAUAAUUACCAAGUGUUACAGACUGAUUUUAGUGAAGCACUUUCUAACACUACGCGGAAUACUAUACAAUCUGCCUUGAAACGAAAUUUUAAUGAGGGAGAAAUCAUCAUAGAUGCUGGCAAGAAUCCGUUUUAUGUAUCUGAGCAUGGAAAGGAUCCGAAGAAUGCAACUAAUCAGAAUGGGGAAGAUGGAUUGUCGAAUCAUAAAAAGGCAAAGAAGAAAACGAAAAAUAAUUCAAGGUCUAUGAUCCAGAAAUUGAGAAAUUCAAAUGAAAAUUCUUCCUCGCAAUCGCCUUAUGAAACUGAUGAAGAAAUAAAGUUUGAUUUCAAAAGUGUCGAAACGGAGUUGCUACAGGAAAAAACAAAUGAGUGGGAGGUCGGUAUGAUAAACAUAUCGCAAAAAUUCAAAAAAUAUCAACUAGAAAUACUUGAGAAAGCAAGAUUAACGGCUUAA
Messenger RNA from Cetraspora pellucida, 738 nucleotides. The record is from the annotation of a GenBank genome assembly. NCBI's taxonomy places the organism in Eukaryota, Fungi, Glomeromycota, Glomeromycetes, Diversisporales, Gigasporaceae.